UCUUGUAAUUUUGUAAACAACGUCGUCGUCUCGUCGAUUGCUGUGCAAGUUUCUUUGAUAUCGCGAGAUUUAAAAUAACAAACAUAAUAUUUCUUUGUAGGUUUAGUACUUGAUAUGUAUUUAACAAACUAAUGGUUUCAUAUUGUCUAGAGUUUGUACAUUAUUUGCUAAUUUGUGUAGUCUUACUUCAAUGGCUAUGUAUAUGAACAAUAACUUUCUCCCUGCAGGAAAGUAUAUGAGGAAAGACUCGACUAAAUUAAAGAAAUCAUGAUAAAAAUAUAAAAUCCAAUUACUUUUUAUCAUAAUACUGAUGGCUUUGUGGUGAUCUUAAAGAGGCUUUAUCAGACAACUAUUUAAUUUAAUUACAAUGCUGGUUGUUGGCCUGAGAGUUGUUAGAGGACCUGAUUGGGCAUGGGACAAUCAAGAUAGAGGGGAAGGUCAUGUUGGAACAGUUGUAGAAGUUGGUAAACCAGGAUCUAAAGUGUCCCAAACUGUGUUUGUUCAAUGGGAUAGUGGAGAUAAAACAAAUUACAGAGCUGGAUACAAAGGAGCUUACGACCUGAGGGUGUUUGAUAAUGCACCAGCUGGUGUUAAACAUGCUAGUAUUAUCUGCGAUGGAUGUAAAAUUCAAGGAAUCGCUGGCAUUCGGUACAAAUGUACUCGAUGUUAUGACUAUGACCUGUGUGGACCUUGUUACCAUAUGGACAAACAUGACCUCAACCAUAUCUUUCAAAGAUUUGAGACUGCCAAUGCAAUUGGAGUCGAAAUGGUUGCUCGAAAAGGAAGCAAGAAAGUCCAGUGUAAGGGUAUCUUCAUCGGAGCGAAGGUGAUCCGAGGCACAGACUGGGAGUGGGCUGAUCAGGACGGCGGCCCCGGACAUACAGGGAGGGUUGUGGACAUCAAAGGGUGGGACAACGAAACCAGCCGCUCCGUCGCCAAGAUCACCUGGUCGUCUGGUAACAACAACGUGUACAGAAUCGGACACAACGGCCGGGUGGACCUCAAGUAUGUGGAGGAGGGUGUCGGAGGUUUCUACUAUCCAGACCAUCUUCCCGUUUUAGGUCAUCCGGUGGAGGUCUCCACAUCUCAAGCUGAUAGUGGAGACACUGCCCCCAGACACCUGACGUUCAAAGUGGGCGACAGAGUCAAGGUACUCAUGGAGGUGGAAACACUGAAGGUUAUGCAGAAGGAUCACGGCGGCUGGAACGACCGGAUGACUGAGUACAUAGGCAAGGUGGGAGUAGUACAUCGAGUGACAGACCGAGGUGAUAUCCGAGUUACUUACGAGGGAUGCAACAACCGCUGGACAUUCAACCCGUCUGCACUCACCAAGAUUGACGCUUACGCUGUCGGUGACCUUGUGAAGGUCAUUACAGAUCCUGACAAGGUCAAGGACUAUCAGAAAGGUCACGGAGAGUGGAUAGAAGUCAUGAGAAGUGCUCUAGGUAAGGUUGGUACUGUGAUUAAGAUAUAUUCUGAUGGUGAUCUGAGAGUAAGCGUGAACGACCACACGUGGACAUUGAACCCUCUCUGCGUAGAACAGAUAGCCGAGGACAAUCCUGCACCUUCUGUCAAUCUAACUGACAGCCUCCCUGCAUGUGACCAGGAUGCCAGUCUUGCCAACAUGGUAGAAACUCAGCUGGAAAUUUCCAAUGUAGACAGACUGGUGAGGGAAGCAGCUCAGGGCCAUAUAGAUGCGAUACGAACGUUCAUCACCGAACAUCCGGACCAGAUUGACGCCCAAAGUCAUGGCAAGACGUUCCUAUUGGUCGCUAGUCAUCAGGGCCAUAUGGAGUUGGUCUGUUACCUGCUCAACAACAACGCCUCUAUACAGCUGACAGACGACGAGGGAGACACUGCGCUUCACUACGCUGCCUUCGGCAACCAGUCGAGUAUCAUGGAGGUGCUGCUGGAGAGAGGCGCAGACGUGAACGCAGUCAACAAGAGCCAUUGUUCUCCCCUCCACGUAGCCGCCAACAAACAGUUCAUACACUGCGUCCGGGUAUUGCUGAAACACAAGGCUAAUGUCAACGUACAGGAUUCUUACGGAGACACAGCCUUGCAUGAUGCCAUUGGAAAGGAGUCCCAGGACAUCGUGGAAAUGCUGUGCAGUGUUCACGGCAUCGACUUCACCGUCCGCAACAAACGCGGCUUCAACAUCCUACAUCACGCGGCACUCAAGGGCAAUAGCUUUGCAACUGAAAAGAUCUUGGCUAAAGCGCGCCACCUGGUGAAUGUUAAGAAAGAUGAUGGGUUUGCGGCUUUACACCUGGCUUGUCUCAACGGUCACCGAGCAGUGGUGGAGACACUAGCGCUGCAGGGUGGUGCAGACACCAACCUUCCCAACAUCAAGAAACAAACACCUUUACUGUUGGCAGUGUCACAGGGUCACUGUUCUGUGGUGGAGAUGCUGGUUGGUCAACUCAAGGUCGAUCUGAACGCUGUGGAUGAGGAGGAAGACACAGCGUUGCACGUGGUGCUGCACAAACGCACAUCUAUCCACACGGAGAUCAAUGAAAAUGAGGCGCCUUCCAUCUACGGGAUAUGGGCGGAGUUGAUGAGUCAGUGCGACUUCCCUGUGGCUGUAGCUAUUGCCUGCUACCUGGUACAAGAGGGCUGUUCCGUAGAGAAGACCAACAGUAAGAAGCAGAUAGCGUUGGACCUGGUGUGUCCUGCUGUCCAGGAAAUCAUCAGACAGUAUAUUCCCUCCAAAAUCCCUCUACAGGAGUCGGAGGGGGUGGCAGAGGAAGUGGAGGAGGAAGACCAGUGCCGUUCGACCCCAGUAGAGUGCUCUGUGUGUUCAGUACUAGCAGACAACAACGUACUGCUGGAGCCGUGUGGUCACCGUGUAGCAUGUGAAGAGUGUAGCGCUCGCAUGAAGAAGUGCAUUCAGUGCGGCUCACAGAUCAACAGAAGACUGACUCAGGAUGGAAGGAUUAUUGCAUGCAAGAACCAUCAGCCUAGCGCCGAGCGACUGCGCUACCUGGAGAGCAAGAUAGCGGAGAUCGAGGAGGCGCAUUGCUGUUCAAUUUGCAUGGAGAGACGGCGCAACGUCGCGUUCCUGUGCGGCCACGGCGCCUGCGACAAGUGUUCACUGACCUUGCGCACCUGUCACAUGUGUCGCAAGACCAUCACCAAGAAAAUAAACCUCUACUGAUAGUGAUAUCCAUGUGUUCCUACAUCACGAUGUUCGUUCCUUCCAGACUUAAUCUUGUGAUUUGAGAUUAUUGUGUACAUCUGUAAAUAGUACUUGUAUUAAACUAAUCGAGCCAAAAAUGUAUUUUAAUAUGAAAUAACGGAGACGCGAGAUCGUUGAGUAUAACAGUUUUAUUUUUGUCUUAUUUAUUUCUAGGGAUUUGAUUUAAUUGUAAAUAGUAUAAACGACAACAGCUCAGUUUUAUUUUUUUAGUAUGUUUAUGAAACAUUUAGGCUACAAUAGUGGGAUUAUGUUAGUGAUAAAUUUAGUUUCGAAACUAGUAAUUUUGUGAAGUUUAAACUAUUUCACUAUUUUGCCAGUUUAGAUGCUUGUGUUGCAUUGUAUAUUUAGACAAAUACUUACAUUUUGCUUGUUAAUAGUAACUGAUUGUUUCACGUGUUAUACACUCUAUGGUUACCUCGAUGGUUCCAGCAAAGAGUGAAAUAUUAGGCAAUUGUCUAGUUAAAUCAGUAGCAAAUAUUUGUCUUGGGCUAAAUAAUUGACAAAUACAUAGUAUAAAAAAUUAGAUUUUUUUAUGUUAUUUGAUUUUAUCACAAAUCACAAUAUUAUAAACCUUUGAGCCUAGUAGAACCAUCUCAAUGGCAUUGUAUGACUUUAUAAAAAUGAUUAUUUCGCUCAUUGAUUUUAUGUAAUGGUGCUUAAAUCUGUUUCCUACUUUUGGUCAACAAAAUCUUUGUCAUAACUAUUUUUAUAUGCAUAUUUAUAUUUAGACAUUUUGGACAUUAUGUUUACUUUUACUAUAUCAUAGCUUGUAUUCAUUAGUUCAAUUUGCAAAUAUGCAUGGUUGACUGUAUUUUUUCUUGCCGUAUUUAGUAUUUUAAGAUAUAGUGUAUAUUUAUUAUAUAAAUUGAAUUCCCGUAUGUAUUGCGUAAUAAUGAUUUGAAAUUCACCGAAGAAUAAAAGAUUUAUGUUAUUUACCAAGGUUAUCAAAGGUUGUAAGUAAAAAAUAAUUUAUAGGAAGAGUAAUAUAAUAUAAUUAUAUUUUUUUUUACUCAGUUGUAUACAAUUAUUUUACUUUAAGAAUCCCUUGGAUUGCUUUAUAAAAGCUCCACCCUAAAAUUAAGGAAUUGAAUGGCAAGCGAAUGCAAUAGGUUUGAAUAUGUUUAUAUUUAUUAAGGUCAACAACUGAUAAAACUAUCUUAGGGUAAGAAAAGUGAUUAUAAAUAGAAUUAAAUAACAAUUUGUAUAAAUUAACAAACUAACACUAACGUGCAGGUACUUCAGUUUCACUUGCAAAGAUUCAGACAUUUAUCUUAACCCUGUAAAAAAAUAUAAAGCGUGAAAUUUAUGUCACAUUGACUGGUUUGAUACAACUUCAGUGCUUGAAAAUGGUCGUAGAUAAAUCCAAAAUGUCUACUGAAGUUUCUAGGCCCAAGGCUUUUAAUACCGUCCUCUUUAUAACUCUUCGUCAUUGUCUUCUUCUCAGAAACCCUCAGCACCACUCGCAGACACAUCCAGGUCUGGGAUGGGCUUAGAGGGGAUAGAAGACAGCUUAAUCUCGCAGGUGGAUACUAAGCUGUGCCUCAGUAGGUACUCUUUGGCUUUCCUCCAAACGCGUACAAGGGAAGCACAUUCUUAUCCACAGCUCUGUAGAUUCUACUGGUGAGAUGUCCGCACAGUGGACCUUCCACUGUGGCCAACACUGCCAACUUGAUCUUCCUUUUGUCCAUCGGCUGCAGACUUUAUUUGAUCUCUGACUGCAGAGUUUCUUCAUCACUUACAAUCUUAAAACACUUGGCGUUGUCAGUGACAGUCAGUCACAGCUUCUCACGGUGACGGCCCAUGUUCUUGAUGCAAAGUGUUUUGAACACCCCACACCAGCUGUUUGUGGCUACCUUCAGUUCCCCAACUGGAUUAGGAAGGCUGCUGCUGUUACCACGGGAGGUUGGAGAAGUGGCUCUAGAAAUGUGGGGAGUUGCCAGAAUGUUAUUUGAUUAGUGAGAGGUGCACCGAUCUUCUUGUAGCUAAGUUUGACUGCUUGUGCGGAGGGAAGACAGCUUGUAGAGUAAGUUCUCCACAUCUGAGUGGGUUUCUCAUUUCCGCCGUGUCAGCAUGUAUAACAAUAGUCUGGUUAGACUGGACGGUGGAAGUUGGAAGGAUGCACUUUGUAACCAAAUGCAGCAGUUGUUCUGAGCACCACUAGCUCAUUACCUCUGUUGUACAGAGAAAAGUCAGAGGGUUCCACCUUGGUGACUGGAGCUCCAUAAAAGAAGGGCUUGAGAGUUGCAACCAAAGUCACAGGUGCAACAGGUUUCAGUGACCAGAAGAAACCUUACUAUCCCCUCAACAAGAAUGAUUGUAUCUGGAGAUCCAAGAUGAUGAUAGGGCAAUGAUAGGAGGUGUCUCACUCAGCACAAGUUUUCUGACUAUCUGUCCUGGAUCCACUAUCUAUGUCAUUGUCUGCUUCUAUCUCCUUCCAAAAUUGAGCAAAACGUCCUCAUGAGUCACCUUAGUAACCGUUAAUCUUCAAGGGUACUGUGAUGCGGCCCUCAUUCUUCAUCAUGAUGGUAUGUUGAUAUUUACCAUCAUGUUGACAUUCAGGGAUUGGUAUUAUUUCACCUUUAUGUUGGGUCAACACUCAACAAAGACACCUUUGGUAUCUCAUCUACAAUUUCCCCAAAUAUGUUUCUGCAUUCUGUUGCUUGAGUCAGUGGAUUUUUUUGUUACUUCAAUUUUCAUUUUUAUCACACCUCCGAUUAAAGCUGCUACAUUUAUAGUUAGAAUCCGUCUUUGGCCAGGGUUGAGGAUCAGUUCAGGAAUAGAAAAAUGAACAUGAUUUGCCGAAUCCUUCCUAUGGUCAUCCACGUAACAUGCCUUGCUUAAACUAUACUCCGCCGGGUAAGAGAGUUCAUUGAAGACGUCAAAGUCCAUUGACUACGGAGUCAUCACAUACACAGGCAUCUUCAAAAUCAGUAAUGUUGCAGACAUGUCACCAGAUUCAUUCAUUGUGUCAAAGUUGGAGUAUUGAGUAUUGUCUCUUGUUGAAGAUCUAAGGUUCAACUCCUUGGCAGAAGCUAUUAUCCCCUUCAACCAUUGAUGAAAUUCUGUUUGGUUUUAAGGACUCAUUAGGUUUGCUCUGGGCCUUAGUCUGCGAAUCCAUAAGCUGAUCAAGCACCUCCUUAUGAUUGGCUCCAUUUUGUAACUUCUCCAGCAACUCCUUGAUGUAUGACAGUGACAGGCUGGGCACAGAAGUGUCUGCCUCGUCUCCGUGUAUGUUGGAGUAUUGCUCUACUGGAGAGUGUGGCAGCGCAUAGGUAUAUAAGUUUGCAAAAAAUUAACUAGUCUAUUCUUCACCAAUAUCUCAAAGCAAUAAUAAAAUACACAUUUUUGUAUGAAUAAACUGAUUAAACAUAACAGAUGCAUGUUGAAGAAGGAAUUGGUCAUUUGACAUUUCCCAAUGAAAUAUUAUAUUAGUUAAAAGCGGCAUCAUAUAAUUAAGCUGGCAUUCUGCUUCGUGUUUUUGUUUUCAAUCUAUAUUCACCUCAGUGCAGAGAAAAUUAAAUAUAGCUUUUCCUUGCUUUUAAGUACCUGAUAACUGAUUUCUUGCUUGGGGAAUGGACAGCAAUUUUCCACACAUGAUGAGAAAACUGCAGUCUAAAUCAAAGUAAAGCAAUACACAACACUGUUAAUACUAUUAAUAACAACUGAUUACCAAAAUGUUAAUCUUAAUAAAUUAAAUGAGUGGUUUUUGUUCUAGUUGAAAUUGCAUGUUAAUUGUAUGUUAUGGACAAUUUCUACUGGGUAGUGAACAAUGUUGUAUUUAUUUAUACCAUAUACAUAUAUAUAAUAUUGAUAUACUGUAAUAUUUUAAGGUUGUAAACCUAAAUAGUCCCAUCUUUUAAGAAUUGUGAUAUUAAAACAUUGAAAUUUG
Molecule: messenger RNA, 7088 nt
Organism: Macrosteles quadrilineatus (aster leafhopper)
Lineage: Eukaryota; Metazoa; Arthropoda; Insecta; Hemiptera; Cicadellidae
Gene: mib2
Product: E3 ubiquitin-protein ligase MIB2
Exons: 16
Coding region: 368-3157 (929 amino acids)
Biological process (GO): protein ubiquitination
Cellular component (GO): cytoplasm
Molecular function (GO): ubiquitin-protein transferase activity; protein binding; zinc ion binding
Source: RefSeq, a predicted model, not a curated record